AUGAUUCAUAAGGUUGUCAGAUUUUGGGGUUCGCAAGAGUCUGUCUCACAGAAACUCGGAGAUUUUCUUUGCGCCCUGAGAACUCCCACUCGCAUCAUGCCAUUUAGUACCGUCCGAUCUAUGUCUUUCGUGAUCUAUCCUGAUCGACAAGAACAACCGUGGGAGACAACAUUCUCAGACCCCUUGCCGGUUGCUACCUACCUACCCAUACAAAUAUUUGAUUCCAUACGGGCCAUGUGCAAUCUCCGGUCAAUGAGACUCCAGGUAGACUGGUUUGGCGAACGCCAAGAAAGCUUUUUUUAUGGGUUGUUGCAAAACGUAGAAAUCCCCGCUGAAUAUAUACGAAUCUCUGCCUCGGAUCGUGUCAUGAGGCGAGUCCUUGAGAAGAGUCCUCAGCUUCAGGCACUUCAUCUCCCAGAAACUACCGACAUAACUCAGUUUGAGCCUGUCAUCGGAAGACUCAGACGAUUAUGCGCAGCUGUAGGCCGUGUGCAAUCUGGUGGCCCUAUCCAAUUUCCGGCAAUCAACGAGGUAAAUCUGAAAAAGAUUGCGGAACGGUAUCAGAGUCUUGAGGAGCUUGUCCUCUCUAUAUGUCCUAGCUCACAUGAGUAUGAAACACUUGACAGGGAAGCCGUGGCGUCCGCCUUCGAAAAAGACUUCGCCAAGGCCAUCAGAAUCUUCAAGAGAAUGCCGGGUUUGAAGCGUCUUGCCAUUUGUAUUGAACUGGAGGCGGCUCACAGUUUUGGUUUCACCUAUGCGGAGGAGGAUCGAUUCUACACAGACCGUCUUCUCCGGCUGUCGACUUGCCUGCCCCGCCUCGUUCAAAUUAGCAUCACCAACGGCGUGGAUCAAUACUGGACGGUUACCAGGGCAUCCCCUGGCGAAAUGACAAUCGGUCGAGGGAUUUGGGGUUACAAAGAGGCGGGGUUUCCACACUCAGUCAACGAAGGCUUCUAA
Molecule: messenger RNA, 957 nt
Organism: Clonostachys rhizophaga
Lineage: Eukaryota; Fungi; Ascomycota; Sordariomycetes; Hypocreales; Bionectriaceae
Source: the annotation of a GenBank genome assembly